AUGUCAAACAUUUUCCUGCCCUUCCGCAAACCUCGGGUUACGCCCAAUUCCACCAACGAAUAUUCCGCCAUGCCUCGGCGCCUUAACAACGGCCUGGCGUUGAUGCCACGCUGGAUGUUGCUCGCGGCGCUGGCAGCCAUCUGCCUGCUGGCCGUCGUCGGAUGCCGACCGAACCUGGGAGCAUCCACCAAGGGUUGGGGAGCCGUGGCGGUGGCCAACGGCGUGGUGUAUGCCACUACCCGGGACGGGCAGGUGCUGGCCCUCGAUGACUUUGGCGACGGAACCGUCAGCACGCGGUGGAGGUCUUCCGUCGGCGGAGAAGACGGAUUUUUGGGCGCGUAUAACCCGCCCGCCGUCGGACAGCAUCUGUACGUAGCCGGUAUCGACGGGAUCCUGUACGCGCUCGACCUGAACGCUUCCGGCGGGGCGGUCGGAACGGUCUGGCGUAACCCCAACGUUGAACCGGAAGAUAUCGUGCCUCUUGUUGGCAGCCCCGGCCUGGACGAAGCGGGCGGCAUCGUGGCGGUUGGUUCAGAGGACGGCGGCUUGUACGCCUUCAUCGCGUCAACCGGAGAGUCGUUGCGAUGGUCUCCGUUCCGCACCGAUGAAAGAGAGAUAUGGUCCACUCCGUUGCUGCGGAAUGGCGUCGCGUAUUUCGGUUCGCAGAAUGGCAAGGUGUAUGCCGUUAGCCUGGCUACGGGCGAGGUGGUGUGGGAAUACGCUACCGGUGGGGCAGUGGUCGCCAAACCGCUGAUUCAUCAGGAUAUGCUGAUUAUCGGCUCGUUUGACCGGCAACUGUAUGCCCUCGGGCUGGAAAGCGGCGAUUUGCGCUGGCAAUUUGGCGCCGACAACUGGUGGUGGGCAACCCCGGUGUCGUCGGGUCGCAUGAUCCUGGCUCCAUCUAUGGAUGGCAAAGUGUACGCCCUGAACUCCAGCGGUGGGUUGUUGUGGGCCUAUGAUAUGGGAGCUCCAGUAGUGGCGGACCCGGUCUUGCUGCAACGGGGUUUGGCGGUUGCCACCGUGGACGGCAAAUUGGCCGUGCUGAGGGCCACCGAAACCGACCACGGCCAGGCGCAGGAAAUCGCCUCCCUGACGCUUGGCAGUGGCGAGAUCAAAGCGCCGCUGAUUAUCUCCCGCAGCCAGGCUACGUCCGACACCGGGCAGCCUGAUUCCGUGUACGUCGGCUCUGAUGACGGCACGGUGCGGCGGGUGGAGGUGGUGUCUGGCAUCAAUAUAUUGUGGUGCUACGACACUGAAGAAAACACCAGGUGCAACUAG
Molecule: messenger RNA, 1278 nt
Organism: Geodia barretti
Lineage: Eukaryota; Metazoa; Porifera; Demospongiae; Tetractinellida; Geodiidae
Source: the annotation of a GenBank genome assembly